Messenger RNA from Sphaeroforma arctica JP610, 516 nucleotides. RefSeq lists its product as hypothetical. The transcript has a single exon. The record is from RefSeq and is a predicted model, not a curated record. Lineage: Eukaryota; Ichthyosporea; Ichthyophonida. Bases 1 to 516 code for a protein of 171 amino acids.
AUGGGUAACACACUCAACAACCUAGUCGAAGACUCACUGGUUAUUAUGCCGGUCCGCAACGCUACCGGCCCCAACGCACUAACAUACAACCCCGCGACGGGCAAGAUUACAUACUCGACAUUGGGUGAGGCUACUAAAGAAAAUAUCCAGGUGUAUGAGCGAGACGUCGAGGCAAUCCUACAGGGCCUGGUGGUCAAAGAGUUAAACUACACGAACAAGAACAAGUACACACAGCCCCGCCCAGAGACGCUUAAACUUCCUAUUUUGUUUGAGGAGUGGGUAGAGGCGAACCAUCCACCGAAACCAGAGAUAUUGGAGGGCAAAGGUUUAUAUGACGGGGGUGACGGACCUGUAGGUUGUGAUGGUAUGGGGUUGGAGGAAUUGUACGCCGAGUAUGUUGAGCGGCAGAGUAUUGUACGAUACGAGGUCGUGAACAAAGAGGAGACGCAUGUGGGACUGAUUGCUGAAGAUGUGCAGGCCAUUGCACUGGAGCUCGUGUAUGAUGACCCGGAAUAG